Molecule: messenger RNA, 925 nt
Organism: Cuscuta campestris
Lineage: Eukaryota; Viridiplantae; Streptophyta; Magnoliopsida; Solanales; Convolvulaceae
Source: the annotation of a GenBank genome assembly
GUCAAAUUAUGAUUCUAACUUACAUACAUUUGACAUUGAAAUUUCUUGCGCGAUACAAGAUUUGGUUCGAGUCCUCCAAUUUUGUCGAGUUUGAUUCCUUAGGAGUUACAGAACUUUAAAACAAACAUGUUGGGCGUUAUGAAAAUACUCAUCGACACUCCCCCUUCCCCACCAAAUUUGGUCUCUACAAUAAUUGAGAAAAAUGUUGAAUCUCUUGAUCAAGAUUCCAAGGUGGACUCAAGCAUAGAUUCACAGGUAGGAGAUGAUGAGGACAGUGCACUCGAAGCUAUUAAGAAAGAUGACAAGGAGUCUAAAGUCAUGGAAAAAGAUGAUAGUGCUACUGUUGCAGAUGUUGUUAAUGUCUACACACUUAAUCCCACAUCAAGUGAAUUUUUUGUGCCAAUAAAUGUCUCAGUGAGUGUGGUCAUUGCAAAGUUUAAUGUUCUCAAUAUUAUUGACAAUGUGGUAGAUACAGAUAAUAAGCAAGUGGACAACCACAUUUCAUUUGACAUCAUUAAGUUGUGUGCCAUUGCCGAUGUGGUCAAGAUGCAGCACCUAGUUUCACUGAGCAAACCUACAUGUAGUAUUGGCUCUAUCUCACAGGCCCCUCAGUUUACUCCAAGUUCCAAUAUGGUUGAAGAUUCAAGGAAUGGACCGCUCUUUUGGUUUAGCAUUAUCUCUCCAGUUCAGAAGCACGAGUGGGAGCCUCCACCUUUAGCACAACCAACAUAUGAACCUAUAGGAACUCUAGGAUUUGACCUGGAAGGAAUAGAGUUUCGUCACCCCCGCGUCGCCGACCGCCGUCACCCGCUCUCUUCUCCGCCGUCUAGCAAGCCGACGCUCAGCCUCCCCUCCAAUUUCUAGAUGCAGAAUAUGGAUCGUACUUGGAUGUAUGAAAGACUUUAUCCAGGGAGAAAAGGGUUGA